This is a messenger RNA of Dromiciops gliroides (monito del monte), 1230 nucleotides long. Its product is annotated as basic salivary proline-rich protein 2-like. The coding region runs from base 1 to 1230 and encodes 409 amino acids. The record is from RefSeq and is a predicted model, not a curated record. The transcript has a single exon. NCBI's taxonomy places the organism in Eukaryota, Metazoa, Chordata, Mammalia, Microbiotheria, Microbiotheriidae.
AUGGGAUCUGCGCAACACUGGCGGAGCAGCAGCGGCCCCGCCAGCUCAGCCAGCGGGAAACAAUGGGGAUUCCCCCUCCCCCUCGGGGCCCCAAAAAGUCACCCCCACAGCCCGAGCAAGCCCCUUCCCCCCUCAACCUACGGGGGGCACUCCAGCACCCCCGGCUGUCCACGCACGAGGAGGCUGGAGGGGGCACUGUCCACGGUGAGCCGCAGUCUGCCCCCCCUUUCCGGCAGCCGCUCUAAGGGGGGCGCCACGUCCCCCAGCCCUGCGGCCCCCACGUCUCCCCGUCCCUCUAAAGCUGUCACCGGAGCGGGCCCGCUCCUCGCCCUCCUUCGGCUCCCAGUCCCAGGACCCUUUCCGCCCCGGCCUCCGGAUUCUGUCCCUCACAGCCCCCAUCGCUUCCUAGGCAGCCCCCAAGGCCCGGGUCAGGCCUCAGGCCUCCGCCCCAGAGCGCCCCCUCCCCCAGACGGGCCCGGCUCGCUUCCCGCAGUCCCGGCGCCUCGCCAGCGGCCGAGCCCGGCGCCUCACCCCACUGGCCGCGGCUGGGGCCUGUGUCACGGCGCCGAGGCUGCCGCCACCCGGCUCCCCGGCUCCUUUAUUGUUGACUCGAAGCUCCCAAGAUGGCGGCCGCUCCUUCCUCCCCGAAACCCUCCGCCCGCCCGCCCCCCGGCCCUGCCCUCCCCGGCCCGGCCCGGCCCGGCCCGGCCCAGUCCAGCCCCGGGGCCGCCAGGGCCCCCUGAGCGGCGUCCCCUAGGGCCGCCGCGCCGCGCUCCGCCCCGGCGCACCCGCCAGCCAGCCCGCCCGGCGCCCCGGCUGCGCCCGGCCUACCUCCGCCGCUCCCCGCUCUCAUGGCGCCGCCGAAGCCGCCGACCGGGCCGAGCCAACUCCGCCGCCGCGCCCCCUCCCUCGCUCGCUCGCUCGCUGCCGCCCUCCCUCUUUCCCUGCCUCCCCGCAUGGCGGCAGCCGCGGCUCCUCCUCCCCUCAAGAUGGCGAGAGCUCGGGCCCGGCCCGGGGCCGGGGCCGCCCCCUGCGCCGCCGCCGCCGCCCCCGCCGCCGCCCCAUCGACCGGGACCCGAGUCCUCGCUGAGGAGAAACCGGGGGACAGGCGCCCCCCACCUCGGCGGGGCCGGGGGCCGGGCCGGCGGCAGCGACUGCAAAAGCCGGGGCUCCGGGACCGAGACGGGGAGGCUGCCGGGCGGGCACGGCGGGCUUGGGACCCCUCGCUGA